This is a messenger RNA of Spinacia oleracea (spinach), 591 nucleotides long. RefSeq lists its product as uncharacterized. The transcript has a single exon. Lineage: Eukaryota; Viridiplantae; Streptophyta; Magnoliopsida; Caryophyllales; Amaranthaceae. The record is from RefSeq and is a predicted model, not a curated record. The coding region runs from base 1 to 591 and encodes 196 amino acids.
AUGGCUAACAACCCAACAUUUCCGAUUCCAGUUUUCGGGGGAGAAAACUAUAAUUUUUGGAAAAUUGAAAUGAAGACAUUACUAAGGUCUCAAGGGUUGUGGAGUUAUGCCGAUAAAGGAUAUAUGGAAUAUGAAGAUGAAAGUAUCCUAACCGAAGCACAAAAGAAGCAGCUCGAUGGUGAAAGGAUGAAGGAUGCUAAGGCAUUGUACCUCAUACAAAAUGCGGUCAAGGAUACGAUAUUUCCCAGAAUUUUGAGGGCUAAUACGGCAAAGGAGGCGUGGGAGAUCCUAGAACAAGAAUUUCAAGGAGAUAGCAAGGUGAGAAGUAUUAAACUUCAUUCUUUAAGAAGAGAUUUUGAAAUUUUAAAAAUGAAAGAAGGUGAAUUUAUUGAAGAUUAUUUUUCAAAAGUUAUUGAAAUUGUGAAUCAAAUGCAAUCAUAUGGGGAAAAAAUUUCGGAUGAAAAAAUUGUGAAGAAAAAUUUGGUAUCUUUAACGGAUAAAUUUGAUAAUAUUGUCACUAUAAUUGAAGAAACAAAAGAUUUAUCCAAAAUUACGGUUGAACAACUUAUGGGAUCUUUGGAGUCUCAUUAA